Molecule: messenger RNA, 291 nt
Organism: Prunus armeniaca (apricot)
Lineage: Eukaryota; Viridiplantae; Streptophyta; Magnoliopsida; Rosales; Rosaceae
Source: the annotation of a GenBank genome assembly
AUGAAGAGAAACAAGGUCGUUGUCGUGGUUCACAAGUCGGCCGCCGCCGGAAUGUGGACAGACAUAGGCAUUCUCGGGUGUGAUGCUGCUGGGGUUUUGGGACUUCUUCCGGAGCAAAAGCUAACAUAUGUUAUACGAAUGUUGACGUAUGGAGCAUCUGCUGAUCAGGUGGAUGAGAUUGCCCGGAUAGGGAAGUCCACUACGUUAGAGGCUUUGGUAAGAUUUUGUGAUGCAAUUGAAACAUCCAACGGCUUCUACAAAAAGCAGAAGCUUGAGGAUUUCCAAGAAUAA